UUAUAGCACAUAAAAUUACCAUAAACAAAGAAUUCGCUGCCAAACGACUUGAUAUACUUACUGUUAGGUCAAACAGCUCUAUGUUUAGCGGAUGUAUGAUUUGAAUCAAAAGAAAUAGUCAAAAUUAUUUAGGUGGUGUCUUAUCUCUUCAAUACGUCCCCACUGAGGAGCUCGGAGUCUACCUUAACUGAGACGGUAUAUAGUUUUCAAGAGACUCAAUAAAGAUGAUGAAACAAGCAAUAUAUGAUUGUACGAUAAUUUUAAUAUUAUUUAAAUAUGUGGCUACAUAUAGAGCGCAUGAUACAUCGACUACUCCGGAUAUUCAAUCUACAAUGAUGGGCGAUGUUGUUGAUUACGAUACCGAUAGUGAAAAAGAGAAUGAACUAACGUCAGCCCCAAUAUGUACUGCAUAUCAAUCAAACUGUACAAAGACUCGUUACCGGUCAUACGAUGGAUCUUGCAAUAAUUUAGCAAAUCCCACUUGGGGAACACCAAAUAAUGCCUACGAAAAUAUGGUACAAAGUAACUAUGCAGAUGGUGUAAACUCAUGGCCCACGGCUUCAGAUGGUGGGUCAUUGCCUAAUACUCGAGAGAUUAGCAUAAAAAUAUUUAUACCAAAACUAGAAAUCGAACAUAAGUGGAACUUAAAUACUCAACAAUGGGGGCAAAUAGUUGCGCAUGACUUGUCGCUGACAGCUGGACCCGAUAAAGCAAAACUAGAAAGGCCUGUAUGCUGCGACGACAAUGGAAAUAUAGCUCCAGAUGCGGGCACCCAUCCACUUUGCCGUCAUAUCCCAAUACCACCUGAUGAUGAUUUUCAUGUACCAGAAGGAAAGCAAUGUAUGAACUUUAUAAGGACAACAUCUACUAAAGAUAUAAAUUGUACUGGUCCUAAUGAUCUCGCUUCUCCGUUGUCUGUGGUUACUUCUUAUAUGGAUUUAUCUCUAACGUAUGGAAAUGAUGAGAGACAUGCAAAGGCGAUUAGAGAAGGCAGCGGAGGUCGUAUGUGGACAACAGUACGAAAUGGCUACGAAUGGCCCCCGCAGACCGGCAACAUUAAAAAAGAUUGCAUAGGUGUACAUUCAACUGACGAACCAUGUUAUUUGCUAGGUGAUACUAGAGGUAAUCAGAGUCCACAACUGACGGCACUGCACAUAAUUCUCGUCAAUGAGCACAACCGCAUUGCCGAUGCUCUGUCCACUUUGAAUCCGCAUUGGGACGAUGAGAAGAUCUACCAAGAGGCGCGUAGAAUUGCAAUCGCCGAAACACAGCAUAUUAACUAUUACGAAUAUUUAAUUAUACUUCUUGGUAAAAAUAACAUGAUUAAUAAAAAACUAAUUUAUCCACAACACAAAGACUACGUUAACGAUUACAAUCCUAAUGUAAGUGCAGCGAUAUACAAAGAGUAUGCGUCGGCUGCAUUUAGACAUUUUCACACAAUGAUACGUGGUUACUUGAAUUUGAUAACUGAGGAUCGAAUACUAGCGCGAUCUGUACGCCUGAGCGACUGGUUCAACCGACCGGCUUUACUGGAGAAAGGCGACGGCUUUGAUGAUCUGGUCCGUGGCUUAUCAUAUCAAGCAGCUGAUAAAAGCGAUGAGUAUUGGGACUUUGAAGUCACACGAUUUCUUUUUAAGGGAAACCAUUCAAGUGGUGGUGAUUUACGUGCUAUGGAUAUACAGCGCGGCCGAGACCAUGGUCUCGGUACUUAUGUGCAACUCAGAGCUCACUGCGACUUGUCCGUCCCUGAUACAUUCAAAGACCUGAAAGAAUAUAUGUCAAAAGAGAACGUUCAAAAAUUGAAAGAAUUAUACGAAUCAAUUGAGGAUAUAGAUCUAGUAGUUGGUGGUUCUUUAGAAAAACAUGCACCAGGAGCUCUAGUCGGGCCGACAUUCCUUUGUAUUUUAUUGCAACAGUUUCUGAACGUACGGAUCGGUGAUCGGUACUUCUAUGAAAACGGGAAAGAUCAGGACAUCGCAUUUACUUUACCUCAAUUAAAUAGUAUCCGUAAUGGGGCCUCUAUGGCAAGACUUCUGUGCGACAACGGACACAAAAUUACAUGGAUGCAACGAAGAGCCUUUGAAUUGGUAUCAGAUGAAAAUCCAUUAGUGCGAUGUGACGAAUUGCCGGCAGUUAACUUGACAUUAUGGCAAGAAUCUGUUCCAGAAGAAAAAGUAGUUGAAACACAAUAAAAAAUAU
This is a messenger RNA of Papilio xuthus (Asian swallowtail), 2199 nucleotides long. RefSeq names its product peroxidase-like. The transcript is spliced from 14 exons. The record is from RefSeq and is a predicted model, not a curated record. NCBI's taxonomy places the organism in Eukaryota, Metazoa, Arthropoda, Insecta, Lepidoptera, Papilionidae. Bases 225 to 2192 code for a protein of 655 amino acids. Gene Ontology annotation, molecular function: heme binding; peroxidase activity. Gene Ontology annotation, biological process: response to oxidative stress.